CCCGCCCCUUCCCCCUCUGAGCCAAUCCAGACAGGCCUGCGAAUGGCAUGGCUGCCCCCAGUUUCUCAGGCUCUGGGCACACGGCUAAUGCUACAAGGAGGUUCUGGCGGUUUCCCAGUAUUCGCGCCGGACGCUAGGUUUGUUAGGUCCGCUGUCCUGGGCUCCAGUCGCGCCGCAGGACUUGGGCUCUAAGAAGAAUGGAUCCUUUGGAUACGUGGGACUUCUCCUCGCCUUUGAUAUCAUUAUGGAUAAACAGGUUUUACAUAUAUUUGGGCUUAGCCUUUGGCUUUAGCCUUUGGAUAUGUUUCCAGAUUGUUAUCAGGAAGCAGGACAAGAACUCACAGGAAAAGACUGUUCAAAAUGCAUCACGGAAUUUGAUGACCAAUGGCUCUCUCUCUCUUGAAAGGAAGGAAGUCUUUGUGUCUGGAGUGAAGAUUUUCUAUGGUUCCCAGACUGGCACAGCAAAGGGGUUUGCAGCAAUUCUGGCAGAAGCAGUGACCUCCCUUGACCUGCCUGUGGCAGUGGUGGAUCUGAAGGCAUAUGAUCCGGACGAUUAUCUGCUAGAAGAGGUCACUAGUAAGAGUGUCUGUGCCUUCCUGGUUGCCACCUACACGGAUGGUCGCCCGACGGAGAGCGCAGAGUGGUUCUGCAAGUGGCUGGAGGAGGCAGCCAGUGACUUUCGAUUUGGCAAAACCUACCUGAAGGGUAUGCGAUAUGCCGUGUUUGGCCUGGGAAACUCCGCCUAUGCCAGCCACUUCAACAAGGUGGGGAAGAACGUGGACAAGUGGCUGUGGAUGCUGGGAGCUCAUCGCGUGAUGGCCCGUGGGGAGGGUGACUGCGAUGUGGUUAAAAGCAAACAUGGCAGCAUCGAGGCCGACUUCACAGCUUGGAAGGCCAAGUUCAUCUCCCGACUACAGGCACUCCGUCAGGGAGAGAGGAAGCCCUGCAGUGGUAACUGCAGGAAAGGCAAGUGCGAGUCUCAUCAGCGCGGCACAGGGCAAGCGGAGCCAGGGCCCCAGGCUCAGGAGGGAUUUCGUCGGAGAGAUGCCGAGGAGGAGGAGCUCCUUGGGAGCACCAGUGAGGAGGAGUCUGGCUCAGAGGACCAGCAGAGUGGCAGUUCUGUCAUUGACGUCGAAGACCUCGGCCAAGUGAUGGAUCGUGUGAAGAAAGAAAAGAGAGAAAAGGCGCAGCAGGAAGGGGAAACUGGCGUGUUGAGGAGUGCAGUGAAGAACGAAGCCAAUGAACCAAGAGCUAUGAUAACUCCCGCUCUCCGAGAAGCCCUUACUAAACAAGGUUAUCAGCUGAUUGGGAGCCACUCUGGGGUGAAGCUUUGCAGGUGGACAAAGUCCAUGCUCCGAGGGAGAGGAGGUUGCUAUAAACAUACAUUCUAUGGCAUUGAAAGCCAUCGCUGCAUGGAAACUACCCCAAGCUUGGCAUGUGCGAAUAAAUGUGUCUUCUGUUGGCGGCACCACACCAAUCCAGUGGGUACUGAAUGGCGGUGGAAGAUGGACCAGCCUGAUAUCAUCUUAAAGGAAGCCAUCGAAAACCAUCAGAACAUGAUCAAGCAGUUUAAAGGAGUACCAGGUGUCAAGGAAGAACGCUUUGAGGAAGGAAUGACAGUCAAACACUGCGCCUUGUCCCUUGUGGGAGAACCCAUCAUGUACCCAGAAAUCAACAGGUUUGUGAAGCUGCUGCACGAGUGUAAAAUCUCCAGCUUCCUGGUCACAAACGCACAGUUCCCUGCGGAAAUCAGGAACCUCAAACCAGUUACCCAACUAUAUGUCAGUGUGGACGCUAGCACCAAAGAGAGCCUGAAGAAAAUUGACCGCCCGCUCUUCAAGGAUUUCUGGCAAAGAUUCCUUGACAGUUUAAAAGCCUUGGCUGAAAAGCAACAACGUACUGUAUACAGACUGACACUGGUGAAAGCGUGGAACGUGGAUGAGCUCCAGGCCUAUGCCCAGCUGGUGUCCCUGGGGAGCCCCGACUUCAUCGAGGUGAAGGGCGUUACCUACUGUGGAGAGAGUUCAGCGAGCAGUCUUACCAUGGCCAACGUGCCCUGGCACGAGGAAGUGGUGCGUUUUGUCUCGGAGUUGGUGGGUCUGAUCCCCGACUACGAAAUUGCUUGCGAACACGAACAUUCCAACUGCCUCCUGAUAGCUCACAAGAAGUUUAAGAUUGGCAGAGAAUGGUGGACGUGGAUCGAUUAUAACCGCUUCCAGGAGCUCAUCCAGGAAUACGAAGACAGUGGUGGAUCAAAAACGUUCAGCGCAAAGGAUUACAUGGCCAGAACGCCUCACUGGGCACUAUUUGGUGCCAGUGAAAGAGGCUUUGAUCCCAAGGACACAAGAUAUCAGAGAAAGAACAAAGCAAAGGAUAUUUCCGGAUGUUGAGAUUAUCUGAAUGUAGGAUCCUGAAGGACACAAACCGAUGGCCUCAGAAGGUUCUCGGAUUCCACUGUGAUUUUCCUAAGGACAAUGACCCAAAUGAUAUCUCACACGGAGAAGAAUAAGGAAGAACACGGGGACACCACUCACACCGCAGGCUCAGGAGACGGCACCCAACACUUUGAGUGGCGGGGGCUCAGCCUCACCAUUUCUUUACAGAACUCAGUCCUUUUUCUGAGUUUACUUUUGAAAGAAAAUGAUUUUGAGGAGGGUGUACACAGUCAUUAUUAGAAUUUAACUGAGUUUGGGACUAGAAUUUGGAAGACGCCCUCGGAUGCCAUUCCUGGGCAUGUCAUGCAGAAUGAACACCUGUUCCUCUUCCUCCGUCGUGGGCUGCUGGCCUUUGCUGAUCGUGUUACCCUGAGGCGGCAUAUCUGCUCCCUCCCUUUCCUACACCUUCAGAUAACAUCUCCUGAAAGUAAUUUAAGUGGUCAUAAUUAUCAAUUAUUUUAAGUACUGCAUGGAUUUCUUUAAAUUUUUGCUUCAUACCAACCCUUCGGAGAUUGAGUUGGAUCUAAAACUGUCCCAAGUCUCAUUUCUUUCCCAUCCAGAUUGCUUGUAGAAGGUAAUAUGUGGGCUGGAUUCGAGUAGAACCUCCAGCCGAAGGAAUUGUCCCAUGAUGUCACUGAAUAAUUAGUCUCUAAACUUUGAAAUAAUGAGCACAAUUUGCUUUCAGUUUAAAAAGUCAGUGUUGAAGGCCCUCGGCACUGCACAUCUGGCGGGUUUCCCUCUUCUUUCAUUCUUGGAGCCUUCGCUCCUUUUUAGCAAUCUGUUCUGUAAGGUUCCAGUUUUCUUUCUAAUUGAAAAUGUCAUUAAAUACUUCAUAGUUUUUGAAAGGUGUUACAGGUGUUUUAAAAAUUCCUUUAUCCUAAAAAUUUAAUUAAUAAAAUGUCUUUUGUGAAGACUUGGACCACACAUUGUCUUCUGAGCACUUUCUGGUCCUGUGGUUCUCAGCCCUUUCAGACCCACCUCCUCCUCAUAGAUCAGCUGUUUUGUAACAUGCUCUAUUCUCUGCUGAAGUAAAAUUCAAUGAGGUAGAAUCUGCCUAACUCAGUUGAAAACUGGGCACUGUAUUUAUUGCUAAAGGAUAGAGUCGAAACACAUCUCUCUUGUGCCACAGGAUGAGACAGGGACAAAGGAUCACAGGAUUCAGAUGUUCUUGUUGAACCCAGCACACCUGCAAGCGUGUUCAUUCUCCCAUUCUGCUGACCACUGAGACAAACUAGAGGCAGCAGUGGUCUAGGCCAGUGAGGCAGGGCCUCGCUGGAUAGAGAUGGAUAAACACCUCCAAGUAGGAUGAAGUGUUACAAAGCAAGAACUCAUGCUAAGCAGCACACAGAUGGGCUCCUGUUUGUGACAGUUAACUGAGCAGACAGCUGUUAGUAAACGCUUUGGGGGCUGCCCUGAGGAGCAGGGCAGGAAGCAGAGCAUGCUGGGCUUUGGAUCAUCCCUCAGCCUCUUUUUCAACCAGGCAACUCUGCUUUUAUUUUUUAUGUAUUGAGGUUCUGCUUAAGAUGUGAUUUGAACGAAGAUAAUUCUGUUGCUUCAAAGAAAAAAAAAACAGCAAACCUCUCACCUCCAGAAUGAGCCUUUCUGGCUCCAUUACCUUCAGGUACAUAAAUGAGUAAUUCUUCUUGCCUUCCACCCUGGAAAUGUUUGCUUUAUAUUCAAGCAAACAUUCAAAAAGAAACCCAAGACAAAAACAUGGCGUAUCCAUCCCAGUCACAACAAAAAAAUUUUUUAAUGCCCAGGGGGAAAGAAUGUAAUGGGAUCUCUGUGAAAAAAAUUUCAGUGUUUCCUGAGCAGUAUUAACGCACAAGAGAUUGGGAAGCUUGAAUAUUCUAAGAAGGUGAGCUGUUUGAAAAAUAGCAUUCUAGAUGUCCAGUGGAAGUUAUUGUUGGAGGCUGGGCAAAUGAUUGCAACAUUCUGCUGAAAACUUAGCCAGGUAAGAAUAGUUACAAAGUUCUAGAAAGGAAAAUUGCCUUAUAAGAUAUAAAACACAUUAUCUAAAAUAAUUAAAACCACUUAAAACAAGAGAUCAACAUCCAAAAUGACAAGAGUAAGAAUCUCUGCUUAGGAGUUCCCGUCAUGGCACAGUGGUUAACGAAUCCAACUAGGAACCAUGAGGUUGCGGGUUUGAUCCUGGCCUUGCUCAUUGGGUUAAGGAUCCGGCAUUGCCGUGAGCUGUGGUGUAGGUUGCAGAUGCAGCUCGGAUCCCACGUUGCUGUGGCUCUGGCGUAGGCCAGUGGCUAUAGCUCCAAUUCAACCCCUGGCCUGGGAAUCUCCAUAUGCCGCAGGAACGGCCCAAGAAAUGGCAAAAAGACAAAAAAAAAAAAAAAAAAAAAAGAAUCUCUGCUUACUCUCCUUCUAAAAUAGUGAAAAUAUUGGCAAAACAACUAAAAUCAAUUAAUUUUAGAACUCUAACAAUUUAACCAAAGGUUUGUAUUGAGCUGAAAAUCAUCUAUUAAGAGAAACUACUGAACCUUAAUAAAAUGAACAGCUUACAUCCAUCAGAAAGCAUGGGGGCUGGAAGAUGGGUUGAUAUCUUAAAAGAACUAGAAGAAAAGACUUUGAACCAAAAAUUCUAUAUCUAGCUAAAUCGUCCUUUACAAGUAGAGAAAAAAUUGAGGAAUUUUCCAGAUAAAAAGUAAGAGAAUUUAUCACCAGCAGACCUGCCUACAAGGAGGAGUCCGCAGGCCCUGAUGAAAAUGUGUUAGACACUAACUUGAAACCAGACGAAGAAAUAAAGAGCACCGGUAAACAUCACUAUGUGAAUUUUAUAAAAGACAAUAUAGAUGUAUUUUUGUUUGUGACCCUCCUAUCUGCUUUAAAAGAUAGCUGCCUAAAGUCAAUAAUUAUAAACUGUUGAUGGACUUAGAUGCAAUUUGUAUAAUAACAGUAACAGCACAAAAUUAAGUGGGUCUGAUUCCAAAGCAGAUUGUUUUAAGAUGCUAAUUUUAAUCUCAAGAGCAGCCUCUAAGAAUAAAUUUAGAAAUUAUAGGUAAAUAUAUAUGUGUAAAAUAUAUAUUUUUAUAUAAUACAUAUUUUACAUAUUUUAUAUGUAAAAUAAAUAUAUAAUAUAUAACUU
Molecule: messenger RNA, 5532 nt
Organism: Sus scrofa (pig)
Lineage: Eukaryota; Metazoa; Chordata; Mammalia; Artiodactyla; Suidae
Gene: TYW1
Product: tRNA-yW synthesizing protein 1 homolog (S. cerevisiae)
Biological process (GO): wybutosine biosynthetic process
Molecular function (GO): catalytic activity; FMN binding; 4 iron, 4 sulfur cluster binding
Source: RefSeq, a predicted model, not a curated record